Molecule: messenger RNA, 576 nt
Organism: Homarus americanus (American lobster)
Lineage: Eukaryota; Metazoa; Arthropoda; Malacostraca; Decapoda; Nephropidae
Exons: 1
Source: RefSeq, a predicted model, not a curated record
ACCCCAGACCCAGACCGUAUACACAACGGUGUAAAGUGCCUCCUCAACACAGACCCCAGACCCAGACGUUAUACACAUCAUCACACGGGUGGUAAGAGUGCCUCCUCAACACAAGACCCCAGACCCAGACCGUAUACACAUCAUCACACGGUGGUAAGUGCCUCCUUAACACAAGACCCCAGACCCAGACCGUAUACACAUCAUCACACGGGUGUAAGAGUGCCUCCUCAACAGACCCCCAGACCGUAUACACAUCAUCACACGGUGGUAAAGUGCCUCCUCAACACAAGACCCCAGAGACCCGUACAUCAUCACACACGGGUGAGAAGUGCCUCCUCAACACAAGACCCCAGACCCAGACCAUAUACACAUCAUCACACGGGUGGUAGUGCCUCCUCAACACAAGACCCAGACCCAGACCGUAUACACAUCAUCACACGGGUGGUAAAGAGUGCCUCCUCAACACAAGACCCCAGACCCAGACCGUGUACACAUCAUCACACGGGUGGUAAAGAGUGCCUCCUCAACACAAGACCCCAGACCCAGACCGUGUACACAUCAUCACACGGGUGGUAA